AUGGCUAUUGGAGGACUGGAACACUCUCUGCGCAGAGUCGCGGAUAACAGUCUGCAGACUCUCAAAGUCAAUUGGCAUCUCGGCUUCACGUCUUUUGGUGGACCGCCCGUUCACUUCAAAAUUACCGAGUUCCACGACAAAUUUGUGAAUAAGCUGAAAUGGAUCGACGAACAAAUUUACCAAGAGCUAUUCAGCGUCGCGCAAGCUCUGUCCGGCCCUGGAAGCACGAAGAUGCUGUAUUGUAUUAAUCUCAUCCACGGCGGUUUCCUGCAAGCUGUCCUUUCAUUCUUGAUCUGGAGCAUACCAGGAUGCUUUGGCAUGUUAGGCCUCUCAGUCGGUGUCUCCAACAUAGGCGAUACCCUCCCACGCGCAGUCUACGCCCUCCUCUCCGGUCUCAACGCUGCGACCGUUGGAAUUAUCGCGCUUGCAGCCGUUGAACUUUCCGAUAAAGCCAUCACGGAUCAAACGACGCGUCUACUUCUUUCGUUUACGGCUAUGGCUGGAAUGAUGUACAAUGCGCUUUGGUACUUUCCUGCUCUUAUCGUCGUGACGGGUAUUGGUACUGUGGUUUAUGAUUAUAAGUGGCUUCAUCGUCCGGCACGCGCUGUCAAGAAUGCUUAUCUGAGGGUUCGACGGGGAAGGGUUACUGAGACGCAGAAUGCGCGCGGUGCUGAGAAUGGAACGGGUAGCGAUGACGGUAUCCAGCUUCGUGAGCAAGAGACUACCGAAACUCGAGACGCUGAACCGCGAGUCGUUCCUCAAGAGUAUCGUCUCGGCUUCUCAUGGAAAUCCGGCGCCGCAAUCAUCGUCACAUUCCUUAUCACAUUCAUCAUCGUCGUCACCCUCCGAGGAAGUCUUCCCAACGCACCACUCCUCUACAAGCUCUUCGCCAAUCUUUACCUAGCAGGAACCAUCAUCUUCGGUGGUGGACCAGUGGUAAUUCCUCUUUUGAGAGAAUACGUCGUCGCAGAAGGCUGGGUUAGCCCACGCGACUUUCUAAUCGGUCUCGCCAUUGCGCAAGCAUUCCCUGGUCCAAACUUCAAUUUCGCGGUUUUUCUAGGCGGUCUGACAGCCGUUCACGGAGGCUAUCCCGCUAUUGCAGGGUCGUUGAUAGCGUACCUUGGUAUUUUCGUUCCGGGCAUGGUUUUGGUGCAUGGAACGAUGGGUAUCUGGGAAGUUUUGCGAGGAAGACGCUGGGUGAAAUCUGCGCUGCGAGGCGUGAAUGCUGGGGCUGUGGGAUUGAUAUACAGCGCUGUAUACAGGAUUUGGCAGGUUGGGUUCAUUGAUGAGGGGUUCCAGGCGGGGAAGAGUUUGGCGGAUGAUCCGUGGUGGGUUGUUGUUACGGCGACGGCUUUUGUGGGAGCGAGGUACUUUAAAGUGCCUAUUCCUUUGGCGAUUCUUUUGGGUGCUUGUAUGGGGUUGGUGAGAUAUGGGAUUGUGUCUGCUUAG
Messenger RNA from Fusarium coffeatum, 1449 nucleotides. RefSeq lists its product as uncharacterized. Gene Ontology annotation, biological process: chromate transport. Lineage: Eukaryota; Fungi; Ascomycota; Sordariomycetes; Hypocreales; Nectriaceae. The transcript is spliced from 4 exons. The record is from RefSeq and is a predicted model, not a curated record. Gene Ontology annotation, molecular function: chromate transmembrane transporter activity. The coding region runs from base 1 to 1449 and encodes 482 amino acids.